GAACAGUUCAGACGGAGUGUAUCAAGUUUCAAAUUACAUAGAAUUCGGAUUUAAUCAGAUUUAUAGAAUUAUUUUAAAAUUCUUGUGAGCUUUGGCUGUGUCAAAUAUUUCCCUUGAUAGUUGUAUCUGUACGUACGUAACAAGUGUAGUUAAACCUGUGUAAACUCAAGUUAAACAAGGAUGGAAACCGGACCACCGAGACGGUUCCGCUCCGAGACGCACCCUUAAGACAGGAAGAGGUCAGACGAUCGUGUUUAUAAUUCAAGUCCAGACGUGGGGGAAGAAACCGCUUACAAUAUGGAUUCGCCAAAAAUUAUUUACAAGUACUACUCAAAUCCCGCUUUCUGUUCCCAAAGCGAGGUUGUAUUUGCACAAAAGUCAUGUGUCACCAAGAUGGUAACCCCGAGUCGAAGGAUGCCACCGUUAGGAGGGAAUUCACCGAGGAAAAACGAAAUCGACAACCGAAUAGUAAGAACUGAUAUAUCCGAUAAUCCAUUGCGUUUGACACCAGCUGGAAGAAUGCGUGAUGAACCACCGGAGCUACCACCAAAGCCUCCAAAGUAUCAGCGGCAGUUCCAAAGGCAGACGUCAUUAAUAUGUAAGCCGACGAGACAAAUCGUACGAUGUAGAACACGCAGCGAGGAUUUAGAAAUGGCACAGCUGAGACAAACACAGAAGAACAAGUAUGAAAGAAACGCUGAAAGCGAUGAUGGCCUAGAAGAUAGUAGAAUGAAGCAUCGAUACGAAGUUAUCAGAGAUAUAGAUGACGGUUUAGAUUAUUCACCGACGAAGAAGAGAAUAGUUGAAGCGGAUGCAAGUGAAAUCGAAGAAUAUAACGUUGACGGACCAGAUGAAAAUGAAAUGAAAGAAAUACCAACUGAAAUUGUGAAAACUGUUAACGGUAAAACACUUAGGUACGCCAUUGUUCCCUCUGAUGAUGAGGAGCCGAGGAAAAUGAAUGUAACCUUUUCAUCGCCGAUCAUGUCUCAGAAAAAUUUGAUCGCAACACAGAAACUACACGAACUGCUCUCGACGCCGAGGAAGUUGAAAAGUUACGCGAGUCAACCUUCCGUGAGGAUAACGCCGAAUAAACAAACAAGUCCUAAUUUGUACGUCGAUACUCCGAAGAAAUUAAUAUCAAGCACACCAACCCAAGGAGUUACUCCUUCCAAGUCCUGCGCCAAUUUAUCAAUAAUGAGAAGCGGAACAUCUCCCAUUUCACCGAAAGUUCCACAGAAAUUAAAUUACGGCUUAUCUGAUGAAUUCCAAAGACAGGACGUGUUUGUUACUAGUUUUAGAGAGAAGAGUCGCGAAAGAAGUUUUGAUAUGGAUAGAAGAGAAGCGAGUAGAGAGAGCAGAAGAAACUACGACAAUAGAGGAAGGGAUAGUCAAAGAAGAGAUAAAAAUACCGCAAUCAUUAUGCCUAGAGUCGCGCCACAGAGCCCGUCGGUAUACUCAGAGGAGACUUACAAAUCUCUGUCGAGCCUAAAAGCUGUAAACAGUUCGUUUGCAUCGCUCACCAUUGCCGCACUGAUGCUGACGUUGUGCGGAGGCCUGACUACUGGAUUGAGCUUCUAUAUGAUGUACACUAUGGGUCGCCGCUACUACCUCGAUUUCGGAGUCCUGUCAGGAUUCACGUGUUUCCUGUUAGGAAUGCUCGGUUUAAGGUCCCGCAGGAAUCAGUUGCUGCCUAACAGAAACUAUAUAUCUGGUUAUAUUGUGCUGUCAUCAUUUUCUCUACUCAGUGCUUUCGGUCUUUUAAUUUUAUUAUCUGUUCAACCACUGCCUGGUACAGCUCUCAACGAUAUUACCUCAGGAGCUGUAUGUAGUAUAAGUAUUAUAUCAUUAUGUCUCGCUACAAUUGGUGUUUUAGCUUCAUAUUGUUGUGCAAGAGACCCACCUGACAACAGAGUCGGUACAACGAGGUGGUAUUAAUACUUUUUGGUGUACAUUUUGACAUAUCAGUUGGCUGUAUGACUACAAUGACAUGUGCCUUUAGCCUUUAGAAAAGAACAGAGUUUCUUAUAGUAUAUUAUUGUUCUAUCGACCUUGCAACUUGUAUUAUUAUUAUUACU
Molecule: messenger RNA, 2075 nt
Organism: Papilio xuthus (Asian swallowtail)
Lineage: Eukaryota; Metazoa; Arthropoda; Insecta; Lepidoptera; Papilionidae
Gene: spdo
Product: sanpodo
Exons: 4
Coding region: 298-1935 (545 amino acids)
Source: RefSeq, a predicted model, not a curated record